Mus pahari (shrew mouse) is the source of this 3381-nucleotide messenger RNA. RefSeq names its product family with sequence similarity 155 member A (gene Nalf1). NCBI's taxonomy places the organism in Eukaryota, Metazoa, Chordata, Mammalia, Rodentia, Muridae. The record is from RefSeq and is a predicted model, not a curated record. Gene Ontology annotation, molecular function: stretch-activated, monoatomic cation-selective, calcium channel activity. Gene Ontology annotation, biological process: calcium ion import across plasma membrane. The transcript has 3 exons. The coding region runs from base 105 to 1517 and encodes 470 amino acids. Gene Ontology annotation, cellular component: plasma membrane.
GGAGGGGAUACGGAAAUUAAACCCUUUAAGUCAAUGCAUAUUGUGGUGACACCGGCACAGGAGCCCUCACGGUGGAGUCGGCCAGGGCUGUGCGUUCCCAAAAUAUGACCAGGGGUGCUUGGAUGUGUCGGCAGUAUGACGACGGCUUAAAAAUCUGGUUGGCAGCACCCCGGGAGAACGAGAAACCGUUCAUCGAUUCAGAACGGGCUCAGAAAUGGCGACUGUCUCUGGCUUCUCUCUUGUUUUUCACAGUCCUGCUCUCUGAUCACUUGUGGUUCUGCGCCGAGGCCAAGCUGACCCGGACCCGGGACAAAGAGCAUCACCAACAGCAGCAGCAACAGCAGCAACAGCAGCAGCAACAGCAGCAACAGCAGCAGCAACAGCAGCAGCGACAGCAGCAGCGGCAGCGACAGCAGCAGAGGCAGCGACAGCAGGAGCCCUCCUGGCCCGCGCUCCUGGCCAGCAUGGGGGAGUCCUCGCCCGCCGCCCAGGCACACAGACUCCUCUCCGCCUCCUCGUCCCCCACCCUGCCCCCCUCCCCGGGAGGCGGCGGCGGCGGCGGCGGCAGCAAGGGCAACCGAGGCAAGAACAACCGGAGCAGGGCUCUUUUUCUAGGAAACUCUGCCAAGCCGGUGUGGCGCCUAGAGACUUGUUACCCCCAGGGCGCCUCCUCCGGCCAGUGCUUCACCGUGGAGAGCGCGGACGCUGUAUGCGCCAGGAACUGGAGUCGGGGGGCGGCCGCGGGGGAGGAGCAGUCGUCCAGGGGCUCACGGCCAACUCCGUUGUGGAACUUGUCGGAUUUUUACCUUUCGUUUUGUAAUUCCUACACACUUUGGGAGUUGUUUUCGGGGCUGUCCAGCCCCAGUACUUUGAACUGCAGUCUGGACGUGGUGCUCACGGAGGGCGGUGAGAUGACCACGUGUAGACAGUGCAUCGAAGCUUACCAGGACUACGACCACCACGCUCAGGAGAAGUACGAAGAGUUUGAAAGCGUGCUGCAUAAGUACUUACAGUCGGAUGAGUACUCGGUGAAGUCCUGUCCUGAGGACUGCAAGAUUGUCUACAAAGCCUGGCUCUGCUCCCAGUACUUUGAAGUCACACAGUUUAACUGCAGAAAGACCAUUCCUUGCAAGCAAUAUUGUUUGGAGGUGCAGACGAGGUGUCCGUUCAUAUUGCCCGACAAUGACGAAGUCAUUUACGGAGGCCUCUCCAGCUUCAUCUGCACAGGGCUCUACGAAACCUUCCUAACCAAUGAUGAACCCGAAUGCUGUGACAUCAGGAGCGAGGAGCAAUCCGCACCCAGACCCAAAGGAACCGUGGACAGAAAAGACUCCUGUCCCAGGACGUCGCUCACAGUGUCCUCGGCCACGAGACUGUGCCCCGGCCGGCUGAAGCUGUGUGUACUCGUCCUCAUUCUCCUCCACACAGUGCUCACGGCCUCCGCAGCGCAAAACUCCACGGGGCUGGGCCUGGGUGGCCUCCCCACGCUCGAGGACAACUCCACCCGGGAGGACUGAGCGCAGCCAGGCGCGUGCGCAGAGUGCAGGGCUGGGCAGGGGCAUGCACUUGCACAGAGCAGCAGUGACCCACCCGGGAUGCUCACCUGCUGCAGCCCGGGAACUGAACCCACCCGGGUGCUCUACCCUUGGACUUCUCGCAAGGCCUGUGGGUAACAUUCAACAAGAUGGGCCCGAUCCCCAACAUGGACACAGCCGCAGCUUUUUACCUACUAAGAGGCUGCAAGUGACUCAGUUUCUCACACCAUUUUAUACACUGUGUUUUAACGUUUGGAGGUUUUCUUUGCUUUCGGUUCAGUUUGGGUUUAUUUUCCGUUUUUAAAUUUUUUUUAAUUUUAUUUUAUUUUUCUGCACUUGUUAAUGCAGGAUUUCUUUGGGGGUAAACUAAGUCUCUCCACUGUCUAUCUAUCGAUUUCUAGUCAUCGUGUGUCCAUCAGAUAAUUCUGUCUACGUCCUGUCAGUUUCUAAUAGAGGAAUGACCGCUAUAACCUCACGGUGUAGCAAAAAAAACAACAACAAAAAAAAUAAUAAAAAACACAAAAAAAGACAAAAAAAGAAAACAACAAAAAUUAAAAAAAAAAAAAUCCCUAAGCCUCCUUCCAACCCAUGGACGCCACGCCCUGCAGGCCCUGCUGGCCCUCGCCUUCUUCUGUCCCUAAGCAGACAACAUCCGCUUGCUUCUGUCUGUGUCUCGCAUGGUGGGUGUGUGUCCUGCACAAGCCCGAGCAGAGGGAGCCAGGGGCCUAUCAGUUCCUCUGGAUGAUCCAACAGAGUGCUCAGAGUCAGGCAGUUCACAGUUUUAUGUGGAAAACACACACACACACACACACACGCAUAAUAAAAGUGAAACACGCUCCCGUGGACAAGUCGCUCUGGUGCCCAUCCCCGGUUCUUUCUUCCUGGCCAGGCAGACAGGAGCGGCCCAUGGCCCACUGACCGCGAAGUGCGGGCAAGCAGCCCCUCUUCAACACUGGGCGCUUGACUCCGCUGAGUGAUGGGAGCAGAGACCAAGAACGCAAAUCCAGACUUCUGUUCCUCCCCUAUCAUGAUGGUGGAGGGAUUCUAGUAUACAGAAUAUGUACCAUUUUAUCCCAGCAUUGCCCCCCAGCAUAGGGUUCCAGAUUCUUCCAGGAAUAAAAUGUAUACAGCUCUGCAUUAUCACAGAGGAAAAUCUUUUUAAAACAAUCAACAGAUCAGCCGUUUUUACCACAGUGCAAAGCGUCCUCACUCCAGCAAGCUCUAGGCGGCUGAGAAAAAAAGAAGUCUUAUCACUGUUCGUUUUUCCUUUUCUUUUUCUUUGUGGGAACAUUUCACCUGCUGAGUGUAUAUGAAUUUGCUUUCUAAAAAAAGGCUUUUAUGGGUUUACAGUAGGGCCAGUGGAAGGGAGAGUUAAUAAGGGCUGUUUUUACAAAACAAACAAACAAAACUAAUAAUUUAAAAAAAAAGACACUUCACAUUCCUUCCUGUUCUCUGACUGCACUUGGGAAGUGCACUUCGGGUGGGUUUGCUGUGUGGCUGAGAGAUGAAGGAAACCCAUAGACAAGGUCCUCCUAGUGAACAAAAUUUAGUUGUUAACUUUAUAGCUAUAAAACUCCCCCAGGCAUUUGUUUUUGUUCAGACAGAUCUAUCCUCUGCAUCAUGCUUAACCCUGCGACAUGCGUACAGUAUGCAUAUUUUGUUUUGAAUAAAAUGUUUUGUUCCAGUCUGUUAAGAAUAUUAAAAAAAAAAUAAUAAAGGUAUUGCUUAAUAAAAUUGCUAGAAUUGUUUAGCAGUACAUGCACAAAUAUUUUACUAGAUUCUUUGUUUUACUAGUGUUUUGUUGAGACUGAAAACCCUAAAAUGGUCUGCAUAAAUACAAAAAGAA